This is a messenger RNA of Sparassis crispa, 456 nucleotides long. RefSeq lists its product as hypothetical. The transcript has 5 exons. The coding region runs from base 1 to 456 and encodes 151 amino acids. The record is from RefSeq and is a predicted model, not a curated record. Lineage: Eukaryota; Fungi; Basidiomycota; Agaricomycetes; Polyporales; Sparassidaceae.
AUGUCGCAACCGUUUGCCCUGCGGAGUCCCCUUUCUGUGGUGUUUCUGCUGCACAUUGCGCUCGAUGUCCCCAUGGCCGUGCAGGGCCUCCUGUCGCCAGCGAGCCUGCCCUUUCUCCAGCUGAACAACACCACACUCGUGUUCAUUAAGCUGUAUGCCGCGCUCGUCGCAGGCAUCUGCGUCGCGGCUCUGCUUUGCUACCCUCUCCCAGACUUCCUCCCCGGCAAGCGCGCGUUCGCGAUGGCGCUCUGUAUCUACCACGUCACCUGCUCGACUAUCCUCUUCAACGCGCCGCGCAUCGUCCCGAUGUCGUUCGGCGCGCUCGCUGAGUCGUACAAGGUCACGCCGGAAAUCGUGUGGGGCAUCCUGCACGGCUGCGUCGGCCUCGCGAUGGCCGUGUGGUGGCAGGCGACGGUGCACUACGCGCAGCUUGCUGCUGCACGCAAGACGCAGUAG